Messenger RNA from Amoebophrya sp. A25, 2595 nucleotides. The record is from the annotation of a GenBank genome assembly. NCBI's taxonomy places the organism in Eukaryota, Dinophyceae, Syndiniales, Amoebophryaceae.
AACAAAUCUUUACCGAGGGACAUUUGUGAUCCAGGGCAGUUCUUGAGAGAGUUGUCUUUAGUUUUUGUCGGGUGUUGGAGAAUGAGGGCGAGAAUGCGGCGCACGUCGCAUCUCGGCGCCAUUUGCGUGGUCUUCUCCUGGUUUGGUUCAUCUGUGCAUUUGCUGAUCUUGGAAAAUGUUGCAGCCAACGAAACGGUGGGAGUGGAUCUGCAAGAGGACCCGGCUGCUGUCCUGAAUGAGCUGGAUCGGGAAAUAUUUCCGACCGAGACUCCAGAAUCCAGCAGGAAAGAGCAAAAUGUAGCUUUCUUGGAAGAAAGUAAAGUUAAGACAAAUGCAUUGGCAAUGGCACUGGCAUUGUCUUUCUUCUACUUCGAUCCCCGCGAAAGCCAUCGCUGGGUAUUCUAUUUUCAAUCACAUACAGAUUUAGAUAUCAUAUGUCGUAUUACCAUGGGGGCGUUGUAUUACAUCGGGGUCGGUAUAUCUCUUGAUUUAUGUGUACAUUUACAAGUGUCUUAGGCAACAUUUUUUACAAGUACAACAAGUAGCGCGAAAAAAGAGAAGCGACAGCAAUGCGUAAAUCUCUUGUCCUUUAAGAAGUGCGGUUUCCGUAUCCAAUGCCCUCCAGGACAGCCAUGCAACUGUAACUGCCAUUGCAACAAAGGAGCAGCACCACCACUUGCAGCCGCGGGUGCCGCUGCGGCGGCCGCACCACCUCCGCCGCCGCCGUCUCCACCUGUAGUGGUAAAAAUGUUUCAGUUUUUGACACAUGAUGCAGUUGCUAGUUAGUGACCUUUUUUGUUUGAUUGAAGAAAACUUCAAUCGUCGAUCAUUUUGUGUUGGUGGCACUGUAAUCUCUAGGUUCAUCUUCUACCUACGUUGGACAAUCUUGAAAAUAUAUAUUUAAAUUAAAAAUUACUUGUAUGCUCUCAACAUCAGGUCGCUCCCCCGCCACCUCCGCCACCGCCCCCGCCAGCCGCUCCGCCAGUAGCCCCGCCACCUCCACCACCUCCACUGCCGGCGCUCCCGCCCAUGCCUGAGGUCUCAGCCGACGACUUGCCGACACUAGCGCCACUACCGAUCGCGUUUUCGGGUAGUUUGCCGAUGUACGGCUCCAUGCCGAUGGCAGGCAGUGCUGGAUCUGCUAUUCCUGCGAUGCCUCCGGCAGCACUCCAGCAGUUGGGUCAGACAGUCAUAUCCAGGCAUCAGCAGGUGAGACCUUUCUCUUCGGAAAAGUCGGCCGCAACAAUGAACGCCGCGCAACCCCGCUUUCCGAAUGGGGGCUACCUGCAACAGCAAAUGCAACUCUCAGCCGCUCCGAUCCCAGGUGGACCGCAACAGGUACGUACCUUUCGUUUCCACGGAUACAAAAACAUAUCUUCAUUAAGUUUGGACAUUAUCAAGCAGAAUAAGUAAAUAGAUUUUUGGAAACAAAGCUGCACCUUUUUUGCUUGGUUUUUCUACCCGUACCCGCUAGCCUCGGUCUUUUCAUAUUCAUGUGCCUCGACCUCUCAACCACCAACAGAUCUACGGCAGCCAAGCACCUUUUUUGCGCCAAGCACCGAUAUCGUUCCAAGGGGGUCAAAUCAUGUUUCCGAAUGCCCAGCAGGCAAAUUUUUUUGGCUAUCAGGUACUCUGAUAAGUCUAACGAUGCGGAAAGUUUUUCGUCGGAGGAUUUAUCAGGAUCUACACAGCAACAAAUUUUUGCGCAUUUCCGAUUCACGUACGUUUGAUUUUGUAUCCAAGGAAAAGAAAAUUGAGUCAUCGAUCUUCAACAUUUAACCUCACGCAGUCAUCGCCGCAGAUGACGCAGCAGCAGUUGUGGCAACAGGAGGCUCUUCUGCAGCAAGAGGAACAGCGACUGUACAGCAACUGGUACGCGGGCCGGCAGCCGUUCCUUGCACGCAGACCACCACUCGACGCUUUUACGAACUACGCGGAGCAAGCAGCAUCCUACCCAAAUAUGCCCCCAAGAGCACAACUGAACACGCCGAUGUCGGCAGGCACGAGCCUUCUGGCCACGCGAACGAUUACAGGCGCAUCCACCAGUGUACAGAAAAUGAACUCAGGGCGCAGAGGACCGCGCGUCAAUGCGAAUCCGAUAUCGUUCCUGCAGACAACUGCGAGGGAGAGAUUCUGCUAUUGUCCAUGCAUGUUUGGUCGAAAUUCCGUCGGGGAAAACUGAAGUUCAUCGUUCAAAGUUGUGUGGGAUUGCUGUUCUAAAAUAAUAUGCAAAAGAGAAAUAGAAGAAAAAUACAAUAGGUGACUGAAGACAGAUCAUCACAUCAAUUCUCAACUUCUAGUGCUAGUCUAAGCCAUUCGUUUGUAGUCACUGUAAUCUUUGUAGUACCUCGAAGCAAUGGUUUCUGUACAGUAGACUGUGAAAAGCAAAGAACACUUCUUGUUUUUUCCUGCGCAUUGAGAUUGUCCUUUGUGUAUUUCAUGAAGAUGGUGGAUUGAUUUGUGGCUUCCGUGUGGCAGUAAAUGACUCUAAGUAUUGUGACGGCUGAGUCGUCGACAUAAGAUAUGCAAGAUUAGCCCUGGCCCUCCCUUUGCUUCUGAAGAUGUGUGAUGCAGCGCUGGAGCUGUAGCGAGGCG